Molecule: messenger RNA, 2496 nt
Organism: Doryrhamphus excisus (bluestripe pipefish)
Lineage: Eukaryota; Metazoa; Chordata; Actinopteri; Syngnathiformes; Syngnathidae
Source: RefSeq, a predicted model, not a curated record
UAUUUUCCGAAGUGGUUUCAUGGCACAAUUCAGCCACUAGUUGGCGGUAGUGCACCCGUCCAAGCACAAGUGCUCCGCUAAUAAAUCCAGCGAAAAAGACAUCAGCCGCUGUCAGUCCAGCUGGUUCCCUGAAGUGUGUUUGACAUUUUGUAAUUUUUGCAACCCGCACAAGAAGUAUUACUAUGGAGAAUGAUAUCAUCGUCUCUCUUGAAGAUUUAGGGUAUCAAGGCCCAGUGUUGGAAGAUGGGGCUCUGGAUGCAAGUGUGACCGGCGGGGCUGCUUCGCCGGAGUUUACAAAGCUCUGCGCAUGGAUUGUUUCGGAGCUCAGACUUUACUGUAAACUGGGGGAGAAUGUCCACGCCACAAACUGUCCAAGCGAGGCAGAGAGCUUCCAGCUGGAGACGAGUGGUUUGUUGUCCGAGCUGGCCUGUCCUUACACCGUCCUCACCAGCGGCGAUGUCACCCAACGCUUUCUCAACAGGAAUGACUGUCUCCUGCUACUAUCGUUUCUGGUGUCCGAGCUGGAGGCAUCGAGGAUGAUCCUGGUCAACAGACCCCAGAAGACGACCCCGGAGUCCGACAGCCCUGCGUUCCACGAGCUGAAGGGCAUCUGCGUGGCAUUGGGCAUGUCCAAACCUCCAGCCACUAUCACCAUGUUCCAGUUGUUCAGUGGUAUUGAGAAGAAGCUAAAAAAAGCCACAUGCAGCGUCCCGUCAAAUCAUAUUGGAGAGCCCUUGUUGAAGAAAGCCUUCGGACCCGUGCACAUGGAAAAGAUCGACGCCAUCAACCAAGCACUCGUGAACGAAUAUGAAGUGCGAAGGAAAAUGCUACUGAAACGUCUGGAUGUCACCGUGCAGUCUUUUGGGUGGUCGGAAAGAGCAAAGGCGCAUGCUGAGAAGUUGACCAAAGUUUAUCAGCCCCUACGUUCCGCCCUCGGCACCAAAAGCAAAAUCUCUGUCGCCCACCUUUUUGCCGCCCGGCAAGACAUGUCGAAAAUCCUUCGUACAAGCAGCGGCAAGUCACGAGAGAAGACCGCCUGUUCCAUUAAUAAGGUGUUAAUGGGCCGAGUGCCAGACAGGGGCGGCCGCCCCUGUGAGAUUGAGGCCCCCCCGCCGGAGAUGCCAUCCUGGCAAAAGCGUCAGGAUGCCCCCCCCCAAGGUAGCGGACACUAUGGUGGUGGCAGGGGGGGUUAUGAACAUUACUCCCAAGGGCGGGGCGGCUACGAGAGGGGCGGCGGCAGCGAAAGAGGGGGCAGGUCAAGAGGCGGGAGGGUUCAAGGUGGCUGGGGGGAGGGGUCCGGAGCAGGACGAGGUGGCUACAACAAGAGCCAGUAUCAAGAGGGCGUCCAUCACGGGGGAGGCGGAGCAAGAGGUGCCUAUCGAGGAAACAACCAGGGAGCCCCGCAAGAGUCCGGCUACCACGCGGGUCACCACGACAACCAGCACCAGAACGGAGGCUGGCAUCAGGAGCGUGGCGGCGGCAGAGGAGGCAGGGGACGAGGAGGGCGAGGGGGCAGAGGAGGCCCCAAUUUCAACCAAGGAGGACACUUUGAACAGUUUUUCCAACAUGGCGGACAGCACUACAACCAAGCCGGCUUCAAUCAAAGCCGCCACUACACCAGUUGAAGACGUGGCGUCGGACAUUGUCCUCCCUUGAGUUCUUCGUCGGCCUUACCGAGCAAUGUUUGACCGCUCUGGAUACUUGUACAGUGGAACACGCUUAUGUCCGAGUUCGAGUCCACCAUGUUCUUCUUCUUAACAACAAGCACCCGCUGAAGUGGACCCAAAAUGUGACAACCAAAGCGGUCAUGUCUGUGGAAAAACAUACCGAUUAUGUCAACUUGGCGUGAAACCACAGUAGCAACAUGCGUCUACUUUACACAGCAUCCAAACCACUUCCGGUUCAGUGCAAAGUAAGCUGCAAAAUAAAAGCACGGCAGCAACUAACACUUUUUUUUUUUUUUUUUUAAGAUUGUUAGCCAUGAGAUGGGCGACUGUAUGACUGCAGUUCAAACAUCCAAGCAGAGUAUAAAAUAUCACAUGAAAACACAAGAAUCAGAUUAGAAUCCUUUAUCAAUUAUUAUAAACGAUCACACAUUCUCUGCAUGUGUCUGAAUAAAGUCACGUAUGAAGUAACGUGCAAUGCAAGCGAUGGCUAGUUUUGGUUUUUAGCUAAUGUCGACAUAAACGGGUUCCACUGUACUUAGGUACAUAACGUACUCAUGGAGGCUUACAUACAUCCAGUCUAUGCUGAUUUUUAUUUUUAUUUUAAUUUUUUGGUCUCCCUGAAAAUAUAAGUUAAUAAAAACUUGUAAAUGAUUAUGGUUUGAAAGAUGGCAGGAGGAUCAUAAUCAGGCUCAAAGAAUUGAUCCACCAUAAGCGUUUCAUGCUUACGUUAUGCCCUGUUUAAAUCAUGUAGCAUUUUUUUUUUUUUUUUUUUUUUCAAAAAAAGAGGUCAUGUUGCUUUGCUAAUAAUGGAAGUUGUGUUCAAGGAAGA